AUGCACAAUCCAACAAUCUACAUAUCAGCGUCGGCGUCGGCGUUAGCGCCAAGCGUCGGCGUCAGCGUUAGCGCCAACCUUCGGCGUUUUUUAAACGAACAACAAUCUGCGUCAGCGUCAGCGUCUGCAAAACGAACAACAACUGUUCUCAUUGACGUUGAUGCCGACGCUGACGCUGCCGCUGACGCUGAAACCCGCGGCAACCAAACGAACAUGACCUAUGCUAUCCUAAAAAACUUUCAAAUCAAAACACUUAACUUUGUAGCACUAAAAAACCAUGAACAUCAUUGCUGGCUCCUACGAGAGAUUCAUCUGGGGCUUCAAGCUCAAAUCACAAAACACGACUAUGAAACCCAAACCCAACCCUCACCCCUCUCUUCUCCUAUCUUUCCCACAUCUCCUCCAUCACCACCGUCGCUUGCUCCGCUGCCGCUUCCAGUGGCUCCGACGACACAAUCCACCUCUACAACCUCCCAUUCAUGUCUUCCCUCGGCUCCCUCCUCGACCACAACCACACCGCCUCAAUCACCGCCCUCUCCUUCUACACCCCCUCCUCACUCUCCUUCCCUCGCAACCUCAUCUCUGCUGCCGCUGACGGUUCUGCCGCCAUCUUCGACACCAACCCUUUUGUCCUCCUCAUGUCUUUUUGUCCUCACAAUAAGCCGUGAACGAUCGCACGAUUCAUCCGUCGGGGAACCUAGUUUUGGUUGUGUACCGUGA
Eruca vesicaria subsp. sativa (arugula) is the source of this 720-nucleotide messenger RNA. The record is from the annotation of a GenBank genome assembly. NCBI's taxonomy places the organism in Eukaryota, Viridiplantae, Streptophyta, Magnoliopsida, Brassicales, Brassicaceae.